AUGCCUGGUCAGAGAUUGUGUGAGCAGGAGAGGGGUGGUCAUAGGCCCACAGGGCCGCAGGAGACACUGGCAACACUGAGAGCUUUGCAAGAACUGUCAGCUAGAAUCUGUAAGGAAUUACUUAUGAGAAGACUUACAGCAAAGAAAGGGACUGCGCUGCUUGAAGCCAGGGGCUGGCCUGAGAAAGGGAUGAGGUGGGCUGCUGGCCCGAAGAUCAGGUGUGGUGGUGAGACUGGGGGGAAUGAAGGCGCGGUCAUGAGCAGCGGCGCCCCUGCUCCACCAGCCAGCAAAAAGUGA
Messenger RNA from Blastomyces dermatitidis ER-3, 297 nucleotides. RefSeq lists its product as uncharacterized. The coding region runs from base 1 to 297 and encodes 98 amino acids. The record is from RefSeq and is a predicted model, not a curated record. NCBI's taxonomy places the organism in Eukaryota, Fungi, Ascomycota, Eurotiomycetes, Onygenales, Ajellomycetaceae. The transcript has a single exon.